AUUUACGCCAUGGCGAGGGAUAGUAUCAUUAUGUGAGAAUUUAAAAAGUAAACCCACUUCCUCGAGAUAACAGCAUGGCUCAAAUUAUUGUACGCGUGCAGUCCUGCGAAGGGACUUCAAGGAUAAAAUGUUCACAAACUGAAACUGUCUCGUCAUUUCUAACCAAGAUUGUAGACGAGCUUUCUCUUCCGAGAAGAGGAUGGACAUUAUUUCUUAGAAGAAACAAAACAGGAGAGAUAAAGAAUUCUACGAGAAAGACUUUAGCUUCACUUGGAAUUAAGCAUGGAGAUAUGCUUUUCUUGUCUCGUGAAGCUCCACCAGUGGAUAAUGAUAUGUCAGGAAUAAAUUCCAUCCCUUCAACAUCUACUGCAAACUCAGCAACCCCUGCAUCAUUCAAUAGCAUCAAAGAGGACGAAAUUGAUGUUCUUCUUUCCAAGCAAGAUGGUCUGAUUCACAGAGGUCGAGACCCACAGCUAUGUCAUCACAACCCCAACAGCAAAUGCAUCCAUUGUGUACCUCUAGAGCCAUAUGAUGAAGAGUACUUAAAGAACCACAAACCUCCAAUCAAGCACAUGUCUUUCCAUGCAUUCCUCAAGAAAAUGGGUGGAGGUACAGACAGAGGCAAGUUUACAGUACUGGAGGAUAUCAGCUGCAGGAUUAAACCAGGGUGUACAGAGCAUCCACCUUGGCCUGGUGGAAUUUGUACAAAGUGUCAGCCUAGUGCUAUUACACUGAAGAGACAAGUUUAUAGACACGUGGACAACAUCCUUUUUGAAAAUCCCUUUAUUGUAGAACCAUUUUUGAACUACUGGAGAAAGACUGGAAAUCAGAGGCUGGGAUUCCUGUAUGGCCGUUAUGAGCACCACAAGGACGUACCCCUAGGAAUACGAGCUUCAGUGGCUGCCAUUUACGAACCCCCGCAGGAAGGCACUCCGGACAGCAUUAAGCUCCUUUCGGACCCCGCUGAAGCCAUAGUUGACAAGCUGGCUGCUGAUUUAGGCCUUCAGAAGGUGGGCUGGAUAUUUACGGACCUUGUUGCCGAAGACGUAAGAAAAGGAACCGUGAAGCAUUUACGAGAUAUUAAUACACAUUUCCUCACUGCUGAGGAAUCCAUCUUGGCUGGUCAAUUGCAGAAUCAGCAUCCAUCACCGUGUAAAUUAUCUUCAAAUGGAAAAUUUGGAUCAAAGUUUUCCACCGUUGUUGUGUCAGGUAACACGGAUAACCAAGUUGGUUUUGAUGGUUUUCAGGUGUCCAAUCAGUGUAUGGCGUUAGUUCGUGACGACUGCCUGGUACCCACCAUAGAUGAACCAGGCCUCGGCUACGUCCGGGAAUCUUCGAGCAAUCAGUAUGUCCCGGAUGUGUUCUAUAAGACUGUUGACUCGUACGGUAAUGAAGUAACUCUGCUAGCUCGCCCAAUGCCUAUAGAAUAUCUUUUAGUUCAGGUGCCGACUGCUUUUCCUGUAGAACCUCAGUUUACCUUCUCCAACCAGAGUCAGGGAGAACCUUUCCCGCUAGAAAACCGCUCAAGUAUGGGAGAAGUUCAGGAUUUUCACGCGUUAGUGAGAUACUUAAACCAGUUCCCUCCCGAUGAAUUUCUUCCCGCUGUGUCCAAUUUUCACCUCCUGGUUUUUCUGGCAACUUGCGACAUAUUUCCAUUAAAGGAUCACUUGGGAGAUCUGUGCACGGCGAUUAGAAACAAAGACGCUGAUUUGGCUCGGCGCUGGACUAAAAGCGAAGAAUGGUGCACUGUGAUGCAGCUUAUGCAAGCAGCAAACGCCCCCUCUCCAGAGCCAAGAGGAUCAAGGGACGUCGACAUGGUUGAUAUAUCCCAGUCCCCUAGCGGUGCAAGCUGGUCGUGUAAGCAUUGUACAUUUAUGAACCAACACGAGCACGAGAACUGUGACAUGUGUGGCUUGCCUCAACACUGAGAAAAGUGAUUAAUAGUUUGUUGGAUGUUAUUAUUGUUGAAACUCAAGGUGAAGCUGCAGGACAGACAACAAGGCACAGAAUUCAGAUUAUUCUCUACUUCGGCUCCGCUGAACUUAUUUUCAAUUGGCUUUUUCAUCGGUUCCGCUGAGUACGUUUGUAUUUUAUCACCAGCGGAAUUGCCAACUAACGGCGCCGUUGAAACUGCUUCCCUGCUUCUCUAUAUUAUAUUUAACUGGAAAGUAAUUUCUGGUACCAGAAGGCGAAACAGCGCGUGCUGGAGCCAAGAGAGAUAUUUCACACGUUGGUCCACUUGUCUGUUAUUUUAGACAGUGAAUGAAAGGUUGUGGCAGAGAUGUUUUGUGGAUGCAAAUAAAACAAUCAUCGUUUCUGAGA
Molecule: messenger RNA, 2322 nt
Organism: Stylophora pistillata
Lineage: Eukaryota; Metazoa; Cnidaria; Anthozoa; Scleractinia; Pocilloporidae
Product: nuclear protein localization protein 4 homolog
Biological process (GO): ubiquitin-dependent protein catabolic process
Cellular component (GO): nucleus
Molecular function (GO): ubiquitin binding; ubiquitin protein ligase binding
Source: RefSeq, a predicted model, not a curated record